Molecule: messenger RNA, 2189 nt
Organism: Sus scrofa (pig)
Lineage: Eukaryota; Metazoa; Chordata; Mammalia; Artiodactyla; Suidae
Gene: SNTA1
Product: syntrophin alpha 1
Cellular component (GO): intracellular anatomical structure; dystrophin-associated glycoprotein complex; sarcolemma
Molecular function (GO): protein binding; structural molecule activity
Source: RefSeq, a predicted model, not a curated record
CACCCCCAGGUGGAGGGUGGCGGCAGGCCCAGUGGGGCCCCCGCUGCCCUCUGCCCUGGGCGCUGGGUCAGAGCCUGCCGGGCACUGCGGGACAGGGCGAACGCGGCGGCCUGGGGGCUCGGAGGCGAAGAUGGCGUCAGGCAGGCGCGCCCCGCGCACAGGGCUGCUGGAACUGCGCGCCGGAGCGGGCUCGGGGGCCGGCGGAGAGCGGUGGCAGCGGGUGCUGCUCAGUCUAGCUGAGGACACGCUGACCGUGAGCCCCGCCGACGGCGAACCCGGCCCGGAACCCGUCGCCCAGCGGGAGCCGGUGCCCGCGCAGCUCAACGGUGCCACCGAACCAGGCGCCGCGUCCCCGCAGCUGCCUGAGGCGCAACUGCCCCAGACGCGCUUCGUGACGGUGCACAAGGCCGAUGCCGGCGGGCUGGGUAUCAGCAUCAAAGGCGGCCGAGAGAACAAGAUGCCUAUUCUCAUCUCCAAGAUCUUCAAGGGCCUGGCAGCUGACCAGACGGAGGCCCUCUUCGUGGGGGAUGCCAUCCUGUCAGUGAAUGGGGAAGACCUUUCCUCUGCCACCCAUGAUGAGGCAGUGCAAGUCCUGAAGAAGACAGGCAAAGAGGUGGUGCUGGAGGUCAAGUACAUGAAGGAGGUCUCACCAUAUUUCAAGAACUCUGCCAGUGGGACCUCAGUUGGCUGGGACUCGCCUCCUGCCUCACCCCUACAGCGGCAGCCUUCCUCCCCUGGCCCCCUACCCCGGGACCUGAGUGAUGCCAAACACGUGUCCUUGAAGAUGGCAUAUGUCUCAAGGAGGUGCACCCCUACUGACCUGGAGACCAGGUAUCUGGAGAUCUGUUCAGCAGAUGGCCAAGACACGCUAUUCCUGAGGGCCAAGGACGAGGCUAGCGCAAAGUCAUGGGCAGCUGCCAUCCAAGCCCAGGUCAACGCUCUGGUGCCCCGGGUCAAAGACGAGCUGCAGGCGCUGAUGUCAGCCACCGGCACAGCCGGGAGCCAGGACAUCAAGCAGAUAGGCUGGCUGACUGAGCAGCUGCCCAGUGGGGGUACAGCACCCACCUUGGCCCUGCUGACUGAAAAGGAGCUGCUCCUCUACAACUGUCUCCCCCAGACCCGUGAGGCCCUGAGCCGGCCGGCCCGCACCGCCCCGCUCAUCACCACCAGGCUGGUGCACUCAGGCCCCGCCAAGGGCUCGGUGCCCUACGAUGCAGAGCUCUCUUUUGCCCUGCGCACGGGCACGCGCCACGGUGUGGACACUCACCUGUUCAGCGUGGAGUCACCGCAGGAGCUGGCUGCCUGGACCCGCCAGCUGGUGGAUGGCUGUCACCGGGCCGCUGAGGGUGUGCAGGAGGUGUCUACAGCCUGCACGUGGAACGGCCGGCCCUGCAGCCUCUCGGUGCAUAUUGACAAAGGCUUCACACUGUGGGCGGCUGAGCCAGGUGCGGCCCGAGCUGUACUGCUCCGACAGCCCUUUGAGAAGCUGCAGAUGUCUUCUGACGAUGGUGCCAGUCUCCUUUUCCUGGACUUCGGGGGCCCUGAAGGAGAAAUUCAGCUGGACCUGCAUUCGUGCCCCAAAACGAUGGUCUUCAUCAUCCACUCCUUCCUCUCAGCCAAAGUCACCCGCCUGGGGCUCCUGGCCUAGAGGUUGUCAGACGCAUUAGCCCUGAAGAUGGGGUGUUCACCACGGGGCCUGACAUGGCCCUCGGAUUGCCUGCUUACCACUGGGCCGAGGGAAGGGAGAGGAAAGGAGCAAGGAUGCAGAGACCCAGCCCCCAAGGGAGGCUGGGGAUAGUCUUGGGGACUGGGACCCAGACUCAGGACACAGUGGAUCCUGCCCAUGGUGGGGUAGCCUCUCUGCUACCCCCCCCACCCCCCACCAGUGCCUUUUGUGGAGAGGUAUUUUUUUGUACACAGAAGCCAUUCCGAGCCUGGGACCUGCCCCUGUGGGGAUCCUGACCCCAGCCAACAACUGCCUGGCCUUCUUGGGGCCCCUAAACUGUCCCCCGAGACCCCCCCACCAAAGCUGGAGUUCCCCCGGGUCUAUGGCAAGAGGAAGAGGAACCUUUCCGUUCAUCUCUCCCCUCAGCCCCACCACCGUGGGGCGUCUGGUUUUUCUCUUCAUCUUCUCUUUCCCCCUUACUCUUGGGUAAAUAAACAGCCUGUGAGCACACAGGGAGCCUGGC